Messenger RNA from Elephantulus edwardii (Cape elephant shrew), 1167 nucleotides. RefSeq names its product phosphorylase kinase, gamma 1 (muscle) (gene PHKG1). Lineage: Eukaryota; Metazoa; Chordata; Mammalia; Macroscelidea; Macroscelididae. Gene Ontology annotation, biological process: glycogen biosynthetic process; protein phosphorylation. The transcript has 10 exons. The record is from RefSeq and is a predicted model, not a curated record. Gene Ontology annotation, cellular component: phosphorylase kinase complex. Gene Ontology annotation, molecular function: ATP binding; phosphorylase kinase activity; calmodulin binding. Bases 1 to 1167 code for a protein of 388 amino acids.
AUGACCCGGGACGAGGCGCUGCCGGACUCCCACUCUGCACAGGGCUUCUAUGAGAACUAUGAGCCCAAGGAGAUCCUUGGCAGGGGCGUGAGCAGCGUGGUCAGGCGCUGCAUUCACAAGCCCACGCGCCAGGAGUAUGCCGUGAAAAUCAUCGACGUGACAGGUGGAGGCAGCUUCAGUUCCCAGGAGGCGCAGGAGCUGCGAGAGGGCACACUGAAGGAGGUGGACAUCCUACAGAAGGUCUCAGGGCACCCCAACAUCAUCCAGCUGAAGGAUACUUAUGAAACCAACACGUUCUUCUUCUUGGUGUUUGACCUUUUUAGACAGAUGAGGCAAGGGGAGCUCUUUGAUUACCUCACCGAGAAGGUGGCCCUGAGUGAGAAGGAGACCAGGAAGAUCAUGCGGGCGCUGCUGGAGGUGAUCUGUGCCCUGCACAAGCUCAACAUCGUGCACCGCGACCUCAAGCCCGAGAACAUCCUGCUGGAUGAUGACAUGAACAUCAAGCUCACCGACUUUGGCUUCUCCUGCCAGCUGGAGCCCGGGGAGCGGCUGAAAGAGGUCUGUGGGACCCCCAGCUACUUGGCCCCGGAGAUCAUCGAGUGCUCCAUGAACCAAGACCACCGAGGCUAUGGGAAGGAGGUGGACAUGUGGAGCACCGGCGUCAUCAUGUACACCCUGCUGGCCGGCUCCCCGCCCUUCUGGCAUCGGAAGCAGACGCUCAUGCUGAGGUCGAUCAUGAACGGCAACUACCAGUUCGGCUCCCCGGAGUGGGACGACUGCUCGGACACGGUGAAGGACCUGAUCUCCCGCUUCCUGGUGGUGGACCCCCAACGCCGCUGCACAGCGGAGGAGGCUCUCGCGCACCCCUUCUUCCAGCAGUACGUGGUGGAGGAGGUGCGCCACAUCAGUCCCCGGGGCAAGUUCAAGGCGAUCGCGCUGACGGUGCUGGCCGCGGUGCGCAUCUACUACCAGUACCGCCGCGUCAAGCCGGUGACCCGCGAGAUCGUCGUCCGAGACCCCUACGCGCUGCGGCCACUGCGCCGCCUCAUCGACGGCUGCGCCUUCCGCAUGUACGGACACUGGGUGAAGAAGGGGCAGGAGCAGAACCGCGCGGCGCUCUUCGAGAACACGCCCAAGGCCGUGCUGUUCGCGCUGGCCGAGGACUAA